CUCAGCUACACUUUCUGUCCCUCUCUCUCUCUCUCUACACACCUAUUUAUAUAUUCACGUCAUUUAAGCUGAACUACCCUCAUUCAAUCUAAGGACGAGCUUAAUGAAGGUAGCUUUUUUAUUUUAGCUUCACAUAUAAAAAGAGCAACCGAAAUCACCCAAAAUCUCCACCGGAAUUCUCUUGACAUUAUUAUCCAAUCCACACUCCUCAAAUCAAGGAAUCUAAAGCAGAUAAGUGGAAAUGGGGGUCAAUAUGUCCUGCCCAUUUUCUGAAGACAGUGAUUUUGAAACUGGCUUAGAAUCAGUCAUAGUUAAAUCCAUUAGUUUUGGAGAUGAGGAAGUAAAAACUCUGGUUCGAUCCAUCAGUUUCAAAAGCGAGGAUAUGGAACCAACAAUAUUGAAAUCCUUGGGUGCCGGAAAGAUGAUAAAGGAAGGAUCUGUUAGCUUUAAAGAAAGUGAAUUGGAAGUGAUGAUCUCCCGUUCAUCUUCUUUGACUGACAAAGAAAAGGAUGAAUCUAUUAAAUUAAUUACGAAAAAGAGUUUCAGAAUGGAAGACUAUUCUCCAAGAUCGGAUGAUUCUGCUGAAACAGUCCGACAAUUACCAGUUUUGGAUCCCUGUAAUACCAAAGAUCAAGCUGCAAUCAAAUUACAGAAAGUGUACAAAAGUUUCAGAACCAGAAGGAAGCUUGCAGAUUGUGCUGUGCUUGUUGAGAAAAGCUGGUGGAAGCUCUUAGAUUUUGCUGAACUCAAGCGGAGUUCUGUAUCGUUCUUUGAUAUUGAGAAACAUGAAACUGCCAUUUCUCGGUGGUCAAGAGCAAAAAACAGAGCUGCUAAGGUUGGAAAAGGUUUAUCAAAGAAUGACAAAGCUCGAAAACUUGCAUUACAACACUGGCUUGAAGCAAUAGAUCCAAGGCAUCGUUAUGGACAUAAUCUACGCUUCUAUUUUGAAAAAUGGCUUCUUAGCAAGAGUAGAGAACCCUUCUUUUACUGGCUAGAUAUAGGGGAAGGAAAGGAAGUAAAUCUUGUUGAAAAAUGUCCUCGGUCAAAGCUUCAGUCGCAGUGCAUCAAGUAUCUUGGACCUAUGGAAAGGAAGUCCUAUGAAGUUCAUAUAAAGGAUGGCAAAUUCUAUUACGAACAGACAGGAGAGAUCUUGCACACAUUUGAUGACGGCGAAGCUAAGUGGAUUUUCGUCCUUAGCACAUCAAAAACCUUGUAUGUUGGUAAAAAGAAGAAAGGGACAUUUCAGCAUUCCAGUUUCUUGGCUGGAGGAGCCACAAUGACUGCUGGGAGAUUAAUUGUCGAAAAUGGUGGGCUUAAGGCAGUUUGGCCUCACAGUGGUCAUUAUCGGCCUACAGAGGAAAAUUUUAAGGACUUCAUUUCAUUCCUUAAAGAGAACGAUGUUGAUAUCACAAAUGUCCAGAUGAGUCCAAUAGAUGAAGAAAUCUCACAUGAUAAACAAAGUUCCAGUUUACAUAUUAGGAACCACUCUUCUGAAGAGGACAUGACUCGGGUGUUUGAUGGAUUAGAGACUGAUGAGAUCAAUGCUGAAGAGUUGAGUGAAGAAAAAACCACUUCAGUGGAACAUACAACAUCUGCUUUAUCAGAACUACCCAAGUUGGGGAGGUUCAGCAAUUUUAGUAGAAAAUUGGUCAGUCUUGAAAUACCGAAAAAGAGCAAGCUGUUCGAGAGAGUAGAGAGUGACAAUCCAGCUGGUGAGCCGAGCGACAACAAAUUAUCAGCAGAGUCUCCAGUGGCUCAUUCACAUUUGAUGGAAAAAGCAGCUGCUGCUUCUGAACAGAACAACACGGAUGCAAAGCAAAACCAGUCAGACGAAUUGCAAAUAGAAGCGGUUCCUCAAGAAGCAAUUCUCCAAAGAAUUAAUUCACUCAAAGGAAUGAAGUCAUAUCAACUGGGGAAGCAAUUGUCUUUCAAAUGGACAACAGGAGCAGGACCGCGCAUAGGCUGUGUGAGGGACUAUCCAUCUGAGCUUCAAUUCCGAGCUCUGGAGAAGGUAAACUUGUCUCCAAGAAGUGCCACUUAUUUAAGAUCUAAGCUACGCUUUAACAACUUGGGUGGCGCAAGCUCACCGAUGGGUCCUGGUGGCAAACUUGAAGCAACUGUCAGUCUACCAGUGCCUGAAAAAGGAAACUUUUAACCAUAGCACCCAAACAUAUGUUAGUUUCACGUAGUAGAUGAUCAAAUUCUUUUCUGUGAAUAGAGAAGACAGGAAUUAUUUUAGUUCUUUUCAAUUACAAUACUGUAAACACUUUUCGUUCUGUUCAUUCACCUUAUGCAAGAUGUAACAAAACUUGAGGCUUGAUGCCCUUUCAAUACAAAAGAAAUCACCAUUAUUUCUUAUA
Mangifera indica (mango) is the source of this 2360-nucleotide messenger RNA. RefSeq names its product IQ domain-containing protein IQM2-like. The record is from RefSeq and is a predicted model, not a curated record. The coding region runs from base 242 to 2155 and encodes 637 amino acids. Lineage: Eukaryota; Viridiplantae; Streptophyta; Magnoliopsida; Sapindales; Anacardiaceae. The transcript is spliced from 9 exons.